AGGAAAGGCAUGCAUAUGAGUAAGCAGUUGGUAUUUCUGUUUACAGGCCCUGCUGAAAAGGAGGGAGCACAUGCUUUCAGUUUCAAAUUGCAAGCAAAGACUAAGAGAGAAAAGCCAUGGUCGACAGAGUCCUGACAGAGACGGGGAAGAUUUUUAUCAAACCAAUUAACUGGGGCCCUAUAGCCUUGUGGAAAGACCGAUUAGAGCGAAGAUUGCUUGAGGAGAAGUUGGAGAAACUACAAAAAGAAUAUGCCACAGAAAUCAAAAGCUACACUGAAAACUACUCCCACCUUGCAGAGAAGAGGGGGCUGCCCUCAGCAAUCUCAGAACUAAGCAAUCUUGGAAUUACAGCGAUUUACAACCCAGAUCCUGCAGAAGUGACUGGGCCAGUUGAGUCAGCAGACACUACAGAUACCCUCAAGCUUUGUCCUCCUGAAGAUUUCCUGAAAGUUUGUAAAGAAAGAGCGGGAGAGAUCUAUCCAAUAAAGGAGAGAACAGACCGCACUCGCCUGGCUCUCAUUAUAUGCAAUAGAGAGUUUGAUCACCUUCAGCCCAGGCAGGGGGCUGACCUUGACAUCACAGGGAUGAAAGAGUUGCUUGUGGGCCUCGACUACAGUGUGAUUGUGGAAGAGAACCUCACAGUCAAGGAGAUGGAGAAAGUGCUGGUGGAAUUUGCUGCCCGCCCAGAGCACAGGACCUCAGAUAGUACAUUCCUGGUGUUCAUGUCCCAUGGCCUCCUGGAUAGACUCUGUGGGACUCAGCACAGCGAGGAAAACCCAGAUGUGCUACCUUAUGACAGCAUCUUUCGGAUAUUCAACAAUCGCAACUGCCCCAGUCUCAAGGACAAACCUAAGGUCAUCAUUGUCCAGGCCUGCAGAGGUGAAAAUCGCGGAGAAUUGUGGGUUAGUGACUCUCCAGCAGCUGUGACAGACAGCACUUCACAGUCACCUGGGAACCUGGAAGAGGAUGCCGUUUACAAAGCUCACGUGGAGAAGGACUUCAUUGCUUUCUUCUCCUCAACCCCACAUAACAUGUCCUGGAGAGACCCUAGUAAAGGUUCUCUCUUCAUCACAAAACUAAUCAAAUGCUUCCAAAUGUAUUCUUGGUGCUGUCACCUCCAGGAAGUAUUUCAGAAGGUACAACUAUCAUUCGAAAAGCCAGAUGUUAGAGCCCAGAUGCCCACCAUUGAACGGCUCUCCAUGCCAAGAUAUUUCUACCUCUUUCCUGGCAAUUGAAAAUAAUGAUUGCAUAUUUCCAAACUCAGGAAAAUUUUAUUCUCUAAGAAGCUCUUGGAUAUUGUCUAAAAUAAUUUGGCAUUUGGUUCAAGAUGGGACGACCUUACUGUAUUUGUAUAGAAAUGCAAAUAUCUUCAGAUAAAAAACAGAAAGAGAAUGGGGAGUGUCAGCAAUGGGAGAGAGAAUAUUAAAAUUUCUGGAAAGAUGAAUAUUGAUAGAGAAAUUUUGGCACCAUGACUAUCAGAAGUACUAACUGAGGAUAUGUACUACUUCUGUUAUAUACACAUAGAAUGUUAAUGAAAUAUUUGAGUACUUAGCUAAACUGAAUUAAAAUAAGAUGUUCUCAGUUUCAAAUAACACCAUAACUGUCUAUAUUUAUUAACAUAAUUGUUAAUAUCAAUAUUUAAUAUUAAAAUAAUAUGAACGCUAUAUUCAUAUUAUUUUAAUAAUUUUGAUUACUAUAAAGGAUUUUAUAUAUAAGAAAUCAAUUUAACCAUCACAGCAACCCUACAAAGUAAUUGCUAUCAAUAUCUCUGUUCUACCUAUAAUAAAGCAAAAGUAUAUAGAGUAUAAAUGACUUUCCAAAUGUCACUCAGUUAGUAGGUGUAUACACCAUGAUUUGAACUCAAUUUGACUUUCUCUAGAAUCCGAGUUAUUGACCACUGUUCUGCAUUGUCUCUGAAAGCCAUGAAAAACAGAAGCUAUAAGAGUUUUAAAUUGUAAGGUUUAACCAAAUUUUGUGUUGUAAUGUUUAACUUACGCUACAAAGAUUCAUAAUAUUUAUAUUUCUGGACUUGGCUGUCUGUGUAGAAACAUGAGACACAUCACAAAGAUCCAAAAGCACAUACUCUAGAGAAUUCAUUCUUCUGCUGUGUGAUAAUAUUAAAAAUCAAAUAAUAUAAAGAUUUUCACACAUCACCACAGAGUUGAAAAAAACACAAACACAUGCACAUAUAUAUUAAUAUUUCAUAUGCAUAUACUAGUUACAUACACAUGUAAACAUAUAAAAACAAAAAAGAAAAAAAUGAACUAAGCAUUAAACUUGAGAAGUCAGAAAAUACUGAACCAAUAAGGAAAUAGGAAAAUGAAAAUAGAUAUUGAAACACAAAAAUCAAUGAGAUGUCAUGAAACAAAAAAAAUUGAGCAGAUCAAGAAAAGCAAAAGCUGGUCUUUAAAAAAUACUAAUAGCAGACAUUCAGUAAGAUUGAGUAUGAAAAAUAAGAAUGAGUAGAAACGCAAUAUA
This is a messenger RNA of Myotis myotis, 2478 nucleotides long. Its product is annotated as caspase-13-like. Lineage: Eukaryota; Metazoa; Chordata; Mammalia; Chiroptera; Vespertilionidae. Bases 117 to 1235 code for a protein of 372 amino acids. The record is from RefSeq and is a predicted model, not a curated record. Gene Ontology annotation, biological process: proteolysis. The transcript has 10 exons. Gene Ontology annotation, cellular component: protein-containing complex. Gene Ontology annotation, molecular function: cysteine-type endopeptidase activity; caspase binding.